UUACAGACUUGCAGAUAAUCGCGCCAUAACAGCAGAUCACUGUUCAAAGUGACAAGUCGUGGCGCGAACAACAGACGAGAACAAGUACCAAACUAGAAAUUAAAUAUCCUUCGGAUGAUAUUAAAUACUUUUUGUUGAAAGUAAAUAUACUUAUUCCGUACAAUUUGGAAUAAACUGGAAAAAUAUGUUUCAUAACCAUGACAGUGUGCAAACUAAAAACAGCGUCAAAAUGAUUUAGAACAAACGCUAAUCUAAUAAAAAAUCUUGACAAGACUAAUGCAACGUUCUUGUGGAAUUUGUUCAUUCAAAAUAAUGUGAUGCUUGUGAUGCGUGAGAGUUACAUGAAGAGUAAACAAAGUAUCCUAUGAAAUAAAGGAGCCAAUGUUAAUUGUACAACAACAAAAAUGUGUUGAACUUAAAAACUAAAAGAACAACUGAAUGAAUUUCAACAAAGCAAGAAAAAUCUAAACAAUAAAGAAUAAUACUAAAAUAUACUGUAAAAAAAUAUAUAACAAGUGAACUAAGUAAAUAUGGAGAAUCUCGGUUAUAAAGAGGGCACUGCGAAACCGCGACGUAUGGCACGCUCCAUCAGCGUGGUGACAAAGAGCGAGCUGGAGCAACCAUUGGCUGGUAAUAAUGCCAGAUUCAAAUCGAUACCGCCAAAUUUAAUGGUACGAUGGCGCAACAAUAAUGCAGACGCCAUGAUAGAGGCCCAAUAUCCGACACCCGGUGAAUUCGAGUACAUGGAGUGCGGACCCUCGCCGCCAGCCGAAAGCGCGCCCAGCAUGUAUGAUAGCUUCGAGGAGCCCACCAGCGAGCUAAGCGUACAAAUAUGCAACGACACGCUGCGCAUCAGUCUCAUCGAUCAGAUGAAGAGCGCCGCAGGACGGGUGCGUUUCCUAGAGGAUAUCGAACAGGGCAACGUGAUCAAAGAUAACACCAAAGCACAUUUCGAAUCAGCAUCGAAAAUCGAGAAGAAUCUCAGUUACUUGUGGGCAGCGUUUUUGAAGCGUUGGGACUUACUACAAAGUUUCCUAGACAUAGGCGCUGAAUUGAAUUUCUGUGAUCAAAAUGGCAUUUCGGCUUUGCAUUUGGGCGCCUUUAGCGGCUGCCUAUCGACGUUAAGUUUCCUAGUCGGCCAGUCAAUGAAUGUGAAUCUACAACCAAAAUGUUAUACGCCGCUGCAUUGUGCAGCUUUCGGCAAUUCCGCCGAAGCGGCUAAGUUUCUAAUCAACAAUGGUGCACUCAUCACCAUCGACACCAAUAAACCGAACUGUGAGGAAAGUCUACUGCACUGUGCUGUGCGCGCCAAUGCGCUCGAAUGCGUGAAACUAUUCAUUGUGGAAGGCGCAGACGUGAAUUCUUUGAAACCAAAUGGCACCAAUGCGAUACACCUGGCGGCAGAUUUGGGCAACGCGCAGUGCUUGGAGGCGCUGCUGAGUGCACCUGGUGCCGAUGCCAAUGUGCGAAUAUGCAUACGGGAAAAGGAGUCGACAGCGUUGCAUUUGGCCGCCGAUGAAGGCAAUGUUGAAUGCGUCGAUCUGCUGCUGGCAAAAGGUGCUGAUGCGAAAUUGAAGAAUCAUCGCGGCUUUACAGCCUUGCAUUUAGCGGCGCGCACUUCAAGUCUGGAAUGUGUGGAAUCGCUGUUGCGUAACGGUAAUGCCGAUCCCAACGCCGAAGACUUCGAUCAUCGUACGCCGUUACACGCGGCGAUAGGCAAAUCGGAGAAUGCCUUUGAUAUACUCGAGUUACUAAUACAAUGGGGUGCCAAUGUGAAUCAUAAAGAUAUUUAUGGUUUUACCGCCUUACAUUUAGCCGCGCUCGACGGCUUGGCACAAUCCGUUGAAAUGCUGAUCUUUCACGGCGCGGAUGUGACAACGAAAUCGAAAAAGGGCACUUCAGCCUUGAAUGUCAUCACGCGUAAGACGCCCGCUUCGGUGGCGAUGAUACGCCAGAAACUGGAUGCCGCCAUUACGCUGCACCACUCACAGGACCCAGUCAAUCGCGAGGUAGAGUUAGAACUCGACUUUCGACAGUUAUUGCAGCACUGUCAUCCACGUGAGAUAAGCUAUCUGAACACAUUUGUGGACGAAGGACAGAAGGAAAUACUCGAGCAUCCGUUAUGCUCCUCGUUUUUGUACAUAAAAUGGGGUAAAAUACGUAAAUACUAUAUUGGUCGGCUCAUCUUCUGUUUCACCUUCGUGCUCUUUCUCACACUCUACGUACUAACCGCGCUCGCACACAAUUGCUAUAACGGCAGCAAGGACGACAACACGACCAUACAGGCUAAAGAACUCUGCCAAAAGCAGUCCAUACUCGGCGAUAUGCUGCGCAAUAAUCCCUUUGUGAUGGAAAUGCAAUGGUGGGUAUUGGUCGCUAUCACCAUCGUUGAGAUAUUUCGGAAGCUCUAUGGUAUAACGGGUUAUUCAACGUUCAAACACUAUGUGACGCAGGUGGAAAAUAUCAUGGAAUGGUUCGUCAUAACUAGCGUCUUUAUCAUCUCCUACAUAUACACGAACAAGACAUAUACCUUUCAGAACCACAUAGGCGCAUUUGCGGUGCUAUUGGGUUGGACAAAUCUGAUGUUGAUGAUUGGUCAAUUGCCAGUCUUCGAUGUCUACGUGGCGAUGUACACACGUGUACAAGGUGAAUUCGCGAAACUUUUCAUGGCAUACUCGUGCAUGCUGAUCGGUUUCACGAUUAGUUUUUGCGUAAUCUUUCCCUCAUCUUCGUCGUUCGCCAACCCCUUCAUGGGAUUCAUCACUGUACUGGUAAUGAUGAUCGGCGAACAAGAUCUAUCAUUGCUGAUCAACGAUCCCGACGGCAAGGAUCCGCCAUUCUUAUUGGAGGUGAGCGCCCAAAUCACAUUUGUGCUCUUUCUACUCUUCGUAACAAUCAUACUGAUGAACUUAUUGGUCGGCAUAGCCGUGCAUGACAUACAGGGCUUAAAGAAGACCGCAGGGCUCUCGAAACUGGUACGCCAAACUAAACUCAUAUCGUACAUAGAGUCCGCACUCUUUAACGGCUAUUUACCGCCUUGGCUACGCAAUCUAUUACACUAUACGGCACUAGUCUCGCCGCAGGCUUACCGCGUCGUGUUGUGCGUAAAGCCGUUAAAUCCCAGCGAAAAGCGUUUACCACGCGAAAUACUCAUGAAGGCGUACGAAGUGGGAAAAAUGCGUAAACAUUUCGGACACACGAUUUCGGCGAAAGGAACAGCCGCGACUUAUUUGCAAUACAAAAACAAAUAUAAUGAUAAUCAGACACAAAACUACUCAAUGGACGACUUGGAAACGACACAUUUUAACACGCUAACGACGAAAAUCGACGAAAAUGCCGAACGCAUUGAAUUCCUCACGCAGGAAAUUCAGGAACUGAAGCAAGCGCUCAUCACGCAACAACAGCAGGCGAGCAAAGUGAUCGAUAAGCUAUUGAUUGUGAUUUCAAAUCAGCAAAAGAAUAAUUUAAGGAAAUAAUUGAAAUAGCUGACAGCAUAAGAGAAUUUCAAAUAAAACGGCACAUUGUUUAGUUAGUAUAAUAGACGAACGCGGAUAGCAACCAGCAUUAAGUUAUAUCAUCUAUACAAUUAGAUUUCUAAGCAUGGCAAUAUAAAGUAGUUAGCAUUGUUAAUAUUCAUAAAUAUAAUAACGUACGAGUAUUUAUAAUAUUUUUACUUAUUUACAUUCCACACUUAUGUACUGUGUAUAUUAUGGUAUUUAAAACUUUGUUUCGGAACCAAUUGGCAAAAAAAAGUAAAAGCUAUUUGGCAAAUUUUAUUUUGUAGGACUCUAUUAAAGAAUACGUAGAUGAAAAACCAAAGCAGUAUUGAAUAACACAUUUGAAAUCUGUUUUCCUUCUUUACUAUUUUAAUAUUUUAAUUUACUUAGUAUAAUCCUCUAAAUAUAAUAUAAAAGAACAAUCUUCUGAUGUUUAAGAUUCCAAUAAACAAAUUUUAAGUUCUUGAAA
Messenger RNA from Bactrocera dorsalis (oriental fruit fly), 3966 nucleotides. RefSeq names its product transient receptor potential channel pyrexia (gene wtrw). Gene Ontology annotation, molecular function: monoatomic ion channel activity; protein binding. Gene Ontology annotation, biological process: transmembrane transport; monoatomic ion transport. The record is from RefSeq and is a predicted model, not a curated record. The transcript has 3 exons. NCBI's taxonomy places the organism in Eukaryota, Metazoa, Arthropoda, Insecta, Diptera, Tephritidae. The coding region runs from base 531 to 3476 and encodes 981 amino acids. Gene Ontology annotation, cellular component: membrane.